Molecule: messenger RNA, 1555 nt
Organism: Hibiscus syriacus
Lineage: Eukaryota; Viridiplantae; Streptophyta; Magnoliopsida; Malvales; Malvaceae
Product: transcription factor HHO6-like
Exons: 5
Coding region: 263-1555 (430 amino acids)
Biological process (GO): regulation of DNA-templated transcription
Molecular function (GO): DNA binding; DNA-binding transcription factor activity
Source: RefSeq, a predicted model, not a curated record
CUAUUUUCAGAUUCUAUGUUCCCAAACAAAAGAAAAGAAGAAGAAAAACUUCUCUCUCACUCAACACUCGCAUUAUUUUAUAAAUUAAUAAACAAAUAAUUCUCUGUACCCUCUGUCUCUAUAUAUUCCAUUUUGAGAUCCCGACUCUUGCCUCCCUCCUCAUUCUACCUCUCAUUUAUCAUCUUCGACAGAUAACGAAGAAGAAGAAAUUCUCAGAAAAGGAGGAGGAAAAAGAAUUUUGAGAGAGAAAGAAGGAUCGAAAAUGGGUUUGGUUCAUCCAGAACUAAGCUUGGAUUUUCGACCAACUUUUAUACCAAAAAAGAUCACUAAUUUCUUCAAGGAAGUUUCACUGAUCGGAAACGUUUCUGAUAAGGCUUCGAAAGUCGAUGCAAUUUUGAAAGGGUUGGAAGAAGAAAUGAAAAAGAUCGAUGCUUUUAAACGUGAACUUCCUCUUUGCAUGCUUCUUUUGAAUGAUGCGAUUGUAGCAUUGAAAGAGGAGUCUCUGCAAUGUAUGGGGAGAAACGUUGAACCAAUUUUAGAAGAAUUCAUUCCAUUGAAGAACAAGGAGGAAAAUGAUCAGAGUGAAGAGGACGGUUCCUUAAUCCCCACCAAAAAGGAAGAAGGCUCUAACAACAACAACUGCAACAAUUAUAAGGACAAGAAAAAUUGGAUGCGUUCAGUUCAGCUUUGGAAUGCCGAUGAUGAUGACACUCUAGUUAAUACGAUAAACCAUGGAAAUCCAUGUAAAAACAGGGGAGGAGCUAGAACGUUUAUGCCACUCAAGGCAAAUUUGGGGUUUGCAGUGAGGAAAGAAGAAACGGGGAUACCGGUUCCUGGUUUAACGCUUUUGACACCCGGAAUCAAGAAUCAGAAACAGGAAUCAGAUUCUACGGGAUCAAGGACGAAUUGUAGCAGAGCAGUUUCGUGUUCUGCAACCAACGCUCAAUCGAAUUUUCGGUCGGCACCGUUGGCAGUGCUCUCCAAUCAGCAGCAGCAGGCUGGUAGGAAGCAAAGGCGGUGCUGGUCGCCCGAGUUGCAUCGCAGGUUCGUCAAUGCUUUGCAGCAGCUAGGAGGCUCUCAAGUGGCCACUCCAAAGCAGAUUAGGGAACUUAUGCAAGUAGAUGGCUUGACAAAUGAUGAAGUUAAGAGUCAUUUGCAGAAAUACCGACUACACACGCGAAGACUUCCAGCCACAACGACACAAUCAGCCUUUGUUUUGGGAAGUGGUCGUGCAUGGACAUCCAAAGAUCAGUACGGAGAAUCCUCGAAAACGAGCAGCUUGCAGUCCGCUUCUCCACAAGGUCCUCUCCAGUUAGCCACGAACACCAGAGGGACCUUGACUACCGGAGGUGACAGCGUGGAAGACGAUGAAGAUGCAAAAUCCGAGUGCUAUAGCUGGAAAAGCCAUGUUCGGAAACCCGGAAAAAUUAUUGCAUUAUUCUCAUAUCUUAAUGCUAUAAUUUUCCCCCUAUUACUUGAGCCAUUACACUUGGUUUCAGAAAUGCCUCAAAUCUCCAAGAAAUUUCAUGUGGAAAUAGUCUUCUUCUACCUAUAA